Molecule: messenger RNA, 3133 nt
Organism: Strongylocentrotus purpuratus (purple sea urchin)
Lineage: Eukaryota; Metazoa; Echinodermata; Echinoidea; Camarodonta; Strongylocentrotidae
Product: cytochrome P450 3A24
Exons: 13
Coding region: 184-1758 (524 amino acids)
Molecular function (GO): iron ion binding; heme binding; steroid hydroxylase activity
Source: RefSeq, a predicted model, not a curated record
AUUCUCAUUGAGUAACUCAAACUGCAUAAAACCAUAGACCUACCACCACAAGCAACACACGGUUUAUAUCAGCAAGCUCCCUGGUAGUCUAUGUGCCGGUCAUAUACAUGAAGCAAUGACUACUGUAACCGGUGAAUGUGUUUAAAUACUAUCUGUUUGAAAUCGUGUGUUUCCUGAACAAAAAUGUCUUUCUCGAUAUUUGGAUUCAAUGUUUCACUGCCCCUGGUCGGAGCGAUAGUUGCUAUAUUGGUGGGCCGCGAGCUAUGGAACCUGACAUACUUCUGGAGAAGAGGAAUAAAAUGCUCUAGACCCUUACCAUUACUUGGCAAUAUUUUAUCCUGCACAAAGGGAUUUUACUCCUAUAUCUAUACAUGCCAACAGAACUACGGUAACAUCUUCGGUCUCUACUUCUUUCGGAGUCCUUUGAUAGUUGUUUGUGAUCCUGAUGUGUUGAGAGAUGUACUCGUUAAAAGUUUCUCCAAGUUUUCCAAUCAUUACCAAUUCUUCCUGAAGAACAGACCAUUAGAUCAAGGUCUACUGGAUCUUCGUGAUCAGCGAUGGAAGGAUGUCAGGAGCGUUAUAUCUCCAACAUUCAGUGCUCUCAAGAUGAAACAGAUGUCUCCUGUGAUUAAUGAAUGCUGUGAUGUUCUGGUGACCAACUUGAAAAAGAAACAAGGCGAAGACAUAAACGUUAACAGCGUAUUCGAAGCAUUCACAAUGGACGGGAUUGCUAAGUGUGCCUUUGGACUGCAAGUGGAUUCCCAGAAUAACCCAGAUGAUCCAUUCGUCAAGCACGCCAAACGGAUCAUGGACGGUACUGUUGAAAGUCCUGUUGCGAUGAUAGCAGGAGUUUUCCCACCGGCCGCGUAUCUGUUUAAUGCUCUAGAUAUCGCCUUGUUUCCUGCCGAAACAAGGAAAUUCUUUAGAGAUGUUGUUGUGAAAGCAAUCGAAUUGAAGAAACGCUCUGCUGGCAAUGAGAGGAGGGAUUUUCUGCAGCUGAUGAUGAAUGCCCACAACGAUGACGAGCAUGACAGCAGGUCAAAGGUCAUCAAGGACGACAAUGAUCUCCAUAAUCUGAUCGAAGACCACCAGGACAAGCAUGUCUCCAACGCUCAAAACACCAAAACUCAACUGACCAUGGAUGAGAUAUUUGCUCAGGCUGUAUUAUUCUUUGUUGCCGGUUACGAGACGACCAACGUCACCCUUGGUUUCCUAGCCUACGCCUUGGCAACCAAUCCUGACAUCCAGGACCGGCUGAUCGAAGAGGUGGAUGAAGUGACACCAACCAGAGACUCGGUCGACUACAACUCCAUCGCAAAGAUGUCUUUACUGGACAUGGUGGUCUGUGAGACACUCAGGUUAUAUCCACCAGCAGUUAUGGGUGACCGAUGCUGUAGUGAAACACACACCGUUAAUGGACUGACCAUCGAGAAGGGUGUUCAAUUCCUCUACUCCAUCUACAACAUCCAGCGUGAUCCCACUCUAUGGCCUGAACCGGAGAAAUUUGACCCAUCAAGGUUUACCAAAGAGAAUCGUGCUAAUCGUCACCCGUUUGCUUGGAUACCAUUCGGUGCCGGACCAAGGAACUGUAUCGGGAUGCGGUUUGCUCUGAUGGAGAUCAAGAUGGCCGUAGUUCGUAUCCUCCAGAAAUACCGCUUCGUACCAAGUCCUAAAACAGAUAUCCCUGUGAAGUUUGGUACUGGAAACACUCUGAAACCAGAUGGCGGUAUCUUUCUCCGAGUCGAAGAGCGCCAGUAAAUUUCAUUACAGGAUAAACUUUACGGACACGGAACACAAUUAACAUGAUUGCAAAGAUUUUCGAAAAUUAAAUCAAGGGCAAUUUCAAGAAACUUUUGUAAUGCAAUUAGAAAUCAUGUAAUGUUAAAAAAAUGUCAUUUGUCAAAAGGUGAUGCAGGAGGCUAUAUUGGAAUUGCCUUUUGCUGAUUUUUAGAAAGUUCUUACGAUCUCUUGACAAAUGAACCUGAGCCAAUACUAUUCGCAGGGUAAUACUAUUAGUAAUUUUCGUAACUUUUGGCAUUACAUCUAUCAAGAACCUGUGGUAUGAAGAAUGAUGUACAUGAUGUAUAAUCUCUCAUCAACAAAAUUAAUAUGUUAUCAUUUUCCAAGUAUAAAUACUUCCAUGUAAUUAUAAUAUGAGAUAUAUUAUACAAGGAUGUUCUUAUCAUAAUUUCAGAACAGCGAAUCAAAUCAAAUCAAAUCAAGUCUGAAGCUGUGAAUGAAAUAGCCAUAGUGCAUUGUGAUAGGAUUAAACUUUCCCAUUCUGUAAAGCAUGUAGUCUUCUUCAAGCCGUAUAUAAACUUCCUCAUAAUUAUUUCGGAUUUUAGGGUAUGUUCAAUGUAGUAGUAGGUAGCUGCGAGAUAUUUUGUUAGAUUUCAAAAUGAUAUUUUUUGCUAUUAAAAGGUAAUAUGUAGAUGUUUUCUUUGCCAACUUUUGCACAAUGUGUUACAUUUUCAAUAUAUUUCCAUUUUGUAGCGUUGGUAGUCAAUUUUGUAGUUUUAUGUGAUUUGUAUAGCAGAACAUGAUUUUAAUGCAACUUAUUGUUAAAAAGACAGGUCUGUGGCCUGGCACAAUAAGCCCGUGAGCUAACUGCUUUCAUUUUCGAUUUUACAAAUUCUGAUAUGUUAUGUUUAUUUUUUUUGAUAGAAUCUCAUACUCUGUAUACAAAAUUGUUUUUCAAUAUGAAAUAGAAUAGCAAUUUGAAAACCUUGCUGUUGAGUGAAAUGAUUUAGUAUUAUUGUCGAAGGAUGAACUUUAUUACUUCCUGAUAGAAGUCUUUUGGAAACGUCUUUGAAUCUGCGAUUGGACAGAAGAUUUGCAAGAACAAAAAAAUAAAUGGAAAACAGAGAAUGAAAGUGCAUCUAUCAUGCAGAAUCUAAAUUAAGAGAAUAAUGCAUAUUCUGUAAUAUGCUAUAUAUUCAUAGAGAUAGUGAAAGUCUAUUAAAUUGAAAAUAUAUCAACUAACGGAUGUACAUCAUAAGAACGUGAUAUAUCAAUAUAGUUAUAGAUAUAAAAUAUGUAAUGCUAUGAUUUAGACUGUGAAUGAACGUGAUUGAGAUGGAUUAUUUUCCCCUGCAUUAGAAAUAUAAAAGAAUAAAUCACUAUCUAGAGAAGA